Messenger RNA from Medicago truncatula (barrel medic), 1933 nucleotides. RefSeq lists its product as uncharacterized. The transcript has 2 exons. The record is from RefSeq and is a predicted model, not a curated record. NCBI's taxonomy places the organism in Eukaryota, Viridiplantae, Streptophyta, Magnoliopsida, Fabales, Fabaceae. Bases 407 to 1615 code for a protein of 402 amino acids.
AUUCAUUUCAUUCAUUCAUCACAAACAAACAUUUCUUUUCACACACCUCUUCUUUCUCUUUCUCUCUCUCUGCUUCGUUGUUCCAUUCUCUGAAUUAGGGUUUUCAUUCUCCUUUCUCCUCGCUACUGCUGCUGCUCUUGCUUGAUGGAUCAACAUUUUCUCCACUAUGUUUGAAUUGGACAAUCAAUCUUAGAUCAUUUCUGGUAUGAGUUCAUCCAAGAGUGCUAGAUGCUUGAUAUGCGAUGUUAUGUAAUCAUCUACCCUUGAUGGUUUCUUAUGCAUAUUUGAAUUCAGUUCAAUAAUCACACACUCCAUUAUUAUUGAUAUUGGAAAAAAGGCACAAGCCCCAGAGGAUUUCUGGUAUCCAUGCUGUCAGAGAGCAUGCGUGGAAUCUGUAUUUCGGGUAAUGCCCCUGUCCAGAUUUGCUGCCGAAGCAUUCGGUGUGGUGACAGUUUGUCUAGUAGCCAUCUUGAUUCUUCUUGGUUUGAUAUGUAUUGCUUACUCAUUCUACUUCCGCUCUCGAAUCCAUAAUCAAGGUUUUGUUCAACUCAAUUAUUUUAGUGGUCCUUGGAUUAUUAGAAUUGCAUUCAUCUUAUUUGUAAUCUGGUGGGGUCUAGGUGAAAUUAUUAGGUUGACUUUGUUAAGACGUGCCCUUCACUUAAAAUGGAAGGAAACUGUUUGCAAAUGUUAUAUUGUAUCCAACAUGGGAUUUGCAGAACCUUGCCUCUUCCUCACACUUGUGUUUCUCCUCCGUGCACCCUUGCAGAGGUUGGAGACUGGAAUUAUGAGCAGAAAAUGGAAUCUCAGAACAUCUGCACAUAUUAUUCUUUAUUGCCUUCCAAUGUUUCUUCUUCAGCUUUUUGUCAUUUUGGUUGGACCUCAGUUAGACAAGAAUAAGGGUUCUGAGAAGAAGUUGCCGCAUUAUUUUACAAGCACAGCUGGCUCCUCUUCAGUGGCAAGGGGGAAUGAUGAUAUCGCCCUGUGUACUUACCCUUUACUUAGUACUGUUCUUCUUGGCCUUUUUGCCAUUAUCCUGACUUCCUACCUUUUUUGGCUUGGUAGUCGGAUUUUGAAAUUAGUCAUCAACAAAGGUUUACAGAAAAGGGUUUACACAUUGCUAUUCUCUGUUUUGUGUUUCCUUCCAUUAAGGGUUCUUUUUCUUGGUUUAUCUGUUUUAUCUGGACCUGAGCAUUUUAUGUUUGAAGCCUUUGUUUUCUUGGCUUUUCUUGCACUUGUAUGUUGUUCUGGGUUGUGCAUGUGCACACUUGUGUACCGUCCAGUUGCAGAUUGUUUAGCUCUGGGAAAUCUACAAGACUUGGAAGCUAGGACUAGGAGGUUUAAUGAUGAUCAGAACGAUACUGUGUCCCUUAUCACUAGCCAGAGUCAUUUGGAAGAUAAUGUUGAGGAAAAUGCUCGGCUUAGUCCUGGUAGAUAUUCAGAUGAAUCAACAAAGCGUGGGUCAAUUUCUUUUCGGACAAUGGAAAAGGGUGUUGCUUCAACUGGAACAUUUGUAGAGCUAAGCCUUUUCUCUCCCAGCCGUAGUGCAACACCACCCGGAUCACCAUCACUUCCAGGUUGGCCCAUGCAAUCCCCAACCCAAGUUAUUGGGCCAUAGCAGCUAGUAACCAAGUAUGUUGGGUGAAUAUCAAUUUUUGGAUAAGGAAAAAACUGAUUGUAAAGGGUUAAGCUUCAAUAAGGCUUUUUUCUUGUGUUCUGUUUGCUAAUUCUAGGUAUAUAAUGUUUUUGCCCUAGAAUUUAUUGAGUACCUCUUCUUUUUUCUGUGCUAUUGAUAACUUUUUUUUUCUUCUGUUGGGUUGUAUUUUUGUACUUUAAAUGUUAGAACAACUCUUACUUAUGGUUAUAUAUUCUCUGUUGGUAAUUGUUGGUUGGCAAUUAUUGCGCUGAUCAUACUGAACACCAUGAAGCUGCUGGA